This is a messenger RNA of Gopherus evgoodei (Goodes thornscrub tortoise), 4540 nucleotides long. RefSeq names its product axin 1 (gene AXIN1). The record is from RefSeq and is a predicted model, not a curated record. NCBI's taxonomy places the organism in Eukaryota, Metazoa, Chordata, Testudines, Testudinidae. Gene Ontology annotation, biological process: negative regulation of canonical Wnt signaling pathway. The transcript is spliced from 10 exons. Bases 182 to 2698 code for a protein of 838 amino acids.
UGCUUCCCCGCGGCCGCCGCCUGCGGCCUCCGGCCGCCGCCACUGCUGAGCCGCAUGGACCGGGCCCCGCGCCGCGGCUGCUCCGAGCGGGACAAACGCAUUCACUCUGGGACUACUGAUACUGGUGUUUUGAGACUAAGCCUGUUCCCUCAUUGUUCCUGUGCAAGCAGGCACCAUAAAAAUGAAUAUCCAAGGGAAAGGCUUCCCUUUGGAUCUUGCGGGAAGCUUCACCGAAGAUGCUCCAAGGCCACCGGUCCCUGGUGAAGAGGGUGAGCUAGUUUCUACAGAUCCAAGGCCAAUCAGCCACAGCUUCUACUCUAGUAAAAGUGACGUGAUUAAAAAUGAGACUUCCACGGCAACACCGAGGCGCUCUGAUCUGGAUUUGGGAUAUGAACCUGAGGGGAGUGCUUCUCCAACUCCACCCUACCUGAAAUGGGCUGAGUCGUUACACUCCUUGUUGGAUGAUCAAGAUGGGAUAAAUUUGUUCAGGACUUUCCUGAAGCAGGAGAACUGUGCAGAUUUGCUGGACUUCUGGUUUGCUUGCAGUGGCUUCAGGAAGCUAGAGCCCUGCGUCUCCAAUGAGGAAAAGAGGCUCAAAUUGGCUAAAGCUAUUUACAAAAAAUACAUUCUGGACAAUAAUGGGAUAGUGUCCCGGCAAAUUAAACCAGCCACAAAAAGCUUCAUAAAAGAUUGUGUCAUGAAACUGCAAAUUGAUCCUGACAUGUUUGACCAGGCCCAAACUGAGAUUCAGUGCAUGAUCGAAGAUAAUACCUAUCCUUUGUUCCUUAAGUCAGAUAUUUAUUUGGAAUAUACAAGGACAGGUGGGGAAAGUCCUAAAAUUUAUAGUGAUCAGAGCUCAGGAUCCGGGACAGGAAAAGGACUGCCUGGAUAUUUGCCUACUCUUAAUGAGGAUGAGGAGUGGAAGUGUGACCAAGACAUCGAAGAGGAAACCAGCCGAGAUUCAGCCCCAUCCAGCAGGCUUACUCAGAAGCUGCUUUUGGAGACAGCCACCCAGCGUGCCACAUCAACCAGGCGAUAUAGCGAGGGAAGAGAGUUCAGGCAUGGGCCGUGGAGAGAGCCAGUUAACCCUUACUAUGUCAACACAGGGUAUGCUCUGGCCCCAGCCACCAGUGCCAAUGACAGUGAGCAGCAGAGCAUGUCUAGUGAUGCAGACACCAUGUCGCUGACAGACAGCAGUGUAGAUGGGAUCCCCCCGUACAGACUCCGAAAGCAGCAUCGCCGAGAGAUGCAGGAAAGUGCCAAAGCAAAUGGACGUGUGCCACUACCUCACAUUCCUCGUACGUACCGAAUGCCAAAGGAUAUCCAUGUUGAACCACAGAAGUUUGCUGCAGAGCUGAUCAAUCGCCUGGAGGAAGUACAAAGGGAACGUGAAGCAGAGGAGAAAUUACAGGAGCGCCUUAAACGCGUUCGAGCGGAAGAAGAAGGUGAGGACGCAGACAUCUCUUCUGGUCCUUCAGUCAUUAGCCACAAGCUGCCUUCCGCCCAGGCCUUGCAUCACUUCACUCCUCGUUACUCCGAGAUGGGUUGUGCUGGGAUGCAGCUGCGAGAUGCUCAUGAAGAAAACCCGGAGAGCAUUCUCGAUGAACAUGUACAGCGAGUAAUGAAAACUCCAGGUUGUCAAUCCCCUGGACCUGGCCGCCAUUCACCUAAGCCCCGGUCACCAGAAAGUGGUCAGGCUGGAAAGAUGCAAGGGACAAUACCUCCAGGGCAUGGCAAGCAUGCAACAAAAUCAGGAAUGAAACUGGAUGCAGCUAACUUAUAUCACCAUAAACAUAUCUACCACCAUGUUCAUCACCACAGCGUGAUGAAACCGAAGGAGCAGAUUGAGGCUGAAGCCUCUCAGAGAGUGCAGAACAGCUUUGCUUGGAAUGUAGAUUCACAUAACUAUGCAACAAAAUCCCGGAACUACACUGAAAGCAUGGGCCUGGCUCCCAACCCUGUGGAUUCCUUGGGCUACAGUGGGAAAGCGAGUCUGCUCUCAAAAAGAAAUGUCAAGAAGACUGAUUCAGGGAAAAGUGAUGGUGCCAACUAUGAGAUGCCUGGAUCUCCUGAGGACGUGGAGAGGAACCAGAAAAUCCUUCAGUGGAUCAUCGAAGGAGAGAAGGAGAUCAGCAGGCAUAAGAAAACAAGCCAUGGCUCCUCAGGUGCCAAGAAGCAGCUGGCGCAUGAGAUGCCCAGACCUCUCUCCAUCGAGCGCCCCGUCGCUGUGCACCCCUGGGUCAGUGCUCAGCUCAGGAACAUCGUCCAACCUUCUCACCCGUUCAUUCAAGAUCCUACCAUGCCGCCCAACCCAGCCCCCAACCCUCUGACACAGCUGGAAGAAGCACGCAGGCGACUGGAGGAAGAGGAGAAGAGGGCUGGCAAACUGCCCCCCAAACAGAGGUUGAAGCCCCAGAAGAGACCAGGCAAUGGUGCUUCCCAGCCAUGUGAGAAUAUUGUGGUCGCGUACUACUUCUGUGGAGAGCCCAUCCCUUACCGCACCUUGGUCAAGGGGCGUGUGGUCACGCUGGGACAGUUUAAGGAGCUGCUCACCAAGAAAGGGAACUACAGGUAUUACUUUAAAAAAGUGAGCCAUGAGUUUGACUGCGGAGUGGUUUUUGAGGAGGUACGUGAGGACGAGGCCACCCUGCCCAUCUUUGAGGAGAAGAUCAUUGGAAAGGUUGAGAAGAUUGACUAACAGGAGAGCCAAGAGGCCUGGGAAAGAUUUUGGAAAUCUCAACAGUCUAGAGCAGAUCCAGAGUCGGUGCUCUGGGAGGCACAGAUCCCUCGGUACUGGGCUGACCCAGGCUGAGGGAGGCACCUCGAUCCCUCCCGAGGACUUCCAGGAGCUACGCAUUGCCAGUGGGAGGAGUUCCAUCACACAGACUUGCCGGCAGGAUGCCCGCCAGGCUCCCUGUCCAGACAGAAUAUUACGUGUAUUGUAGCAUUGUACAGUUGCAUUAGAAAGUGUAAUAUGACCUUGUUUACUAAAGCUGCAUAUUUUUGAUAUAUUGUAAUAAAAGGAAAAUCUUUCCAAUGUCACAGUGCUCUUAUGUAAAUGUAAGACGUACAGGUACUUCAGAGCUCACCCAGCGUGUACAGCCAUUUGUCCAGUCCGGCAUGGAGCCUUGCCUUCAUCUGACCCUCCCCAUGUCCUGACAGUGGAUGACUUUUAGUUGAUGCUACUGUGUGUGUGUUGAGGUGGAGAACUCCCUCAGGGAAGUCCACACAAGCUGCUAUCUCAGAUGCUGAUAUGGAAGCCCACACUUUGGCUGGCUCAUGCUGACAGUACAAAGGCCACAGUAGUGCAGGGGUGAAAAUCUGGGUUUAUGAUAUUUUAACAAACCACUUUUAAUCUGUUAACCUUGCCCAUGUUCUAAGCCAGUGGUCUCCAAAGCAGGGUGCGUGCCCCCCAGGGGGUGUGCAAGAGGAUCCUUGGGGGUGCGCGGCAGGAGGAGCACUCUUUUUUUUUUCCUUCCAAUUUGGCAAAAAUGGUAGAGCUGGCGCAGCAGGGGAUGCAUGCUCAAAAAUUUUUUACUGAUAGGGGCAUGCAAUCAAAAAGGUUUGGAGACCACUGUUUUAAGCCACCAGUUCUCCUAGUAGCUUUUUCUCCAAGCAUUCUUGUGACUGAAUAAACACUGGAGGAGAGGCUGCAGAGAAGACAGGAUCCUCAGGAAAGGUUCCCAAAGGGUCAGUGUUUAUUCAGAAGCAAGAAUCCAAAGUGAUUGUUGUUUAAAUGUGCUCCCCACUGAGUGUGCCAGACAGUCCACAACGCAGGUCUGAGCAUGUUGCUUCUGCCAGCAGCUGUCUUGUCCCUGCACCAUUCUGCAGGCCUCUCUUCACCGACCUGAAGAUCAUCACUGCUCCUGAGUCAAGUGUAAAUAUUUUGUCAAAUCAUCCAGUGACACAGACCCCCUUCAGAUACCAGGCCAUGCCCCGCCUGCGGAUCAGUGGGCCUCUGAGCUGGUCCAUUUCUGCCCCAGUAAGGGUGUGAAGGCUUUCACAUCAGCACUGACUCGCCAUGGUUGUUCUUCUGUUGUGUGUUCUCAGCUCUACUCUUUCUGUUGGCUGCAGCUUUGCUAGGCGCAGGCGUGGUGAUGACAGUCAGAGGUGAUAUAGUGGGAUAGGCCUGCGUGAUUGUGUAUCCGCACAGGUAGGUUUGCCUCUCAGUAUAUUGUAUAUGUCACAGAGUGCCUUUUGAACACAGUUCUGUAACUUGCCUAUCACUAUGUGAAGUCCAGCAAAUGAGAAAUUGUUUUCAUCCAGGGAACUGCAUUACAAACAUUUUUCUUCUUUUUUUAAGUUCAGAUUGUAAUUCUGUGUCUGGUGAGAUUGUUAAUGUACCCGACAGCCACAGGUUUUCCAUUUGCCCUUGUUUCUGAAGGGUUCCAUUGUAAAUAUGUACAUUUUCUAACCGCAGCGUCAGCCGCCAGCGGCAUGCCUACAAACGGCGUCUCCUGAGCAUUUUCAUGUGCUGACUUGUACAAUUAUCUUUUAAAAGGUACUUGGAUAAUAAUGAAAUAAAAAAACCAACGUCCAA